This is a messenger RNA of Vicia faba (fava bean), 4557 nucleotides long. The record is from the annotation of a GenBank genome assembly. NCBI's taxonomy places the organism in Eukaryota, Viridiplantae, Streptophyta, Magnoliopsida, Fabales, Fabaceae.
AUGAGUUUGCGCAAGGGCUCCAAGGUUUGGGUUCCCGAUAGGGACUUUGCUUGGCUACCUGCUGAAGUAAUCGAAUCUUCCGAUAAGCAAGUUCGAGUUGAAACGGAUUCCGGCAACAAGGUUGUUGUUGUUGUUGCUCCGGAGAAACUGUUUCCCAGGGAUGCGGAUGAAGAUGAACACGGGGGAGUCGAAGAUAUGACGAGGCUGGCUUAUUUGAAUGAACCGGGAGUGUUGUACAAUAUUCGGAGAAGAUACAUGCUUAAUGACAUAUAUACAUAUACGGGGAGCAUUUUAAUUGCUGUUAAUCCAUUCACAAAGCUUCCUCAUUUGUACAAUAACCACAUGAUGGAGCAGUAUAAGGGAGCUCCAUUUGGUGAACUCAGUCCACAUGUAUUCGCCGUUGCUGAUGCAUCGUACAGAGCAAUGAUGAAUGAAGGUCAUAGCCAAUCUAUUUUGGUCAGUGGUGAAAGUGGUGCUGGGAAAACUGAAACAACAAAAUUGAUUAUGCAGUAUCUUACCUUUGUUGGUGGGCGUGCUGUUUGUGAUGAUAGAUCAGUUGAACAAAAAGUUCUUGAGUCGAAUCCGCUGUUAGAGGCAUUUGGCAAUGCAAGGACUGUCAGGAAUGACAAUUCAAGCCGUUUUGGGAAGUUCGUUGAAAUUCAGUUUGAUUCAAAGGGUAAAAUAUCUGGUGCUGCAAUUAGAACUUACUUAUUGGAAAGAUCACGAGUAGUGCAGACUACAGAUCCUGAAAGAAAUUAUCACUGCUUUUAUCAGUUGUGUGCAUCUGAAAGGGAUGCAGAGAAGUAUAAGUUAGGACAUCCAGGCCACUUCCACUAUUUGAAUCAAAGUAAAGUUUAUGAAUUAGAUGGUGUUAGCAGUGCCGAAGAAUACAUAAAGACGAGAAGAUCAAUGGAUAUUGUUGGUAUUAAUCAUGAGGAUCAGGAAGCCAUAUUUUGCACCUUAGCUGCAAUUUUGCAUCUUGGAAAUGUUGAAUUUUCUCCUGGGAAAGAGCACGACUCGUCAAUAAUAAAGGAUGAGAAAUCAAUAUUUCAUUUGCAGAUGGUUGCUAAUCUUUUCAAGUGUGAUCUGAACCUACUGCAAGCAACAUUAUGUACUCGUUCAAUACAAACCCGCGAAGGAAAUAUUGUCAAAGCUCUUGAUUGUAAUGCCGCUGUUGCUGGCAGGGAUGUCUUGGCGAAAACCGUUUAUGCCCGUUUGUUUGAUUGGCUUGUUGAUAAGAUUAAUAAAGCGGUUGGGCAAGAUAUCAAUUCCAGGAUGCAAAUUGGAAUAUUGGAUAUAUAUGGUUUUGAGUCUUUUAAGGAUAACAGUUUUGAGCAAUUCUGCAUCAAUUUUGCAAAUGAAAAGCUUCAACAACACUUUAAUGAGCAUGUAUUCAAGAUGGAGCAAGCAGAGUAUAGAAAAGAAGAAAUUAAAUGGAGUUACAUUGAGUUUAUAGACAACCAAGAUGUUUUAGAUUUAAUUGAAAAGAAGCCCAUUGGUAUCAUUGCCCUGUUAGACGAAGCUUGCAUGUUUCCAAAAUCGACGCACAAAACAUUCUCAACCAAGUUGUUUCAGCACUUCUUGUGCCACACUAGGUUUGGAAAGGAGAAGUUUUCAGAAACAGAUUUUACUGUUUCUCAUUAUGCUGGAAAGGUCACAUACCAUACAGACACAUUUAUAGACAAAAAUCGCGACUAUGUGGUUUUAGAGCAUUGUAAUGUAUUAUCUUCUUCAAAAUGCUCUUUUGUGUCUGGUCUUUUUCCUUCUUUACCGGAGGAAUCUUCAAGGUCAUCCUACAAGUUUUCUUCUGUGGCUUCCAGAUUUAAGCAACAACUUCAAGCACUUAUGGAAACACUCAAGACAACAGAGCCUCAUUACAUUCGAUGCGUCAAGCCAAAUUCCUUGAAUUUACCACAAAAGUUUGAGAACACAAGUGUCUUACACCAAUUACGUUGCGGGGGUGUACUUGAGGCUGUUCGGAUAAGUCUGGCAGGUUACCCAACUCGAAGGACUUACUCAGAGUUUGUAGAUCGCUUUGGAUUAAUAACUCCUGAGUUUACAGAUGGAAGUUAUGAUGAUAGAGCUACAACUCAGAAAAUAUUGCAAAAGCUAAAACUUGAGAAUUUCCAGCUGGGUAGGACUAAAGUGUUUCUCAGGGCUGGUCAAAUCGGUAUUUUAGAUUCUAGGCGAGCUGAAGUUUUGGACAAUGCUGCAAGAUGUAUUCAGCGUCGGCUGCAUACAUUUAUUGCUCACAGAGAUUUCAUCUCAACUCGAGUCGCUGCAGUUUCUCUUCAAGCAUGCUGCAGGGGAUGUAUUGCAAGAAGGAUAUAUGCUUUUAAACGGGAGACUGAAGCAGCUAUCUCCAUUCAGAAAUAUAUUCGUAUGGGUCUGAUGAGGCGUGUUUACAUUACACUGUACUCUUCUGCUAUCAUUAUACAAUCAAAUGUCCGCGGUUUCACAACUCGCCAAAGAUUUUUGCACAGAAAAGAACACAAAGCUGCUACUAUUAUUCAGGCGUAUUGGAGGAUGUGCAAGGUUCGGUCUGCUUUCAAACAACAUCAGUUUUCAAUUGUGGCAAUACAAUGCCUUUGGCGCUGUAAACAAGCAAAAAAACAGCUUCGUAGACUUAAACAAGAGGCUAGUGAAGCUGGCGCCUUGCGUUUAGCCAAGACUAAACUUGAAAAACAAUUGGAAGAGCUCACAUGGCGUUUGCAUCUUGAAAAAAAAUUAAGGGUGUCUAAUGAAGAGGCUAAGCAAGUUGAGAUUUCCAAGUUUCAAAAGACAUUGGAAGCUCUGAUUUGUGAAUUAGAUGGAGCUAAAUUGGCAACUAUUAAUGAGUCGAAUAAGAAUGCAAUUUUGCAAAAUCAAUUGCAAUUAUCAGAAAAGGAAAAAUCUGCUUUAGAAAGAGAGCUAGUUGUAAUGAAUGAAGUGCGAAAGGAAAAUGCUCUGAUGAAGGCUUCUAUGGAUGCCUUGGAAAAGAAGAGCACAGCUUUGGAGCACGAGCUUGUGAAUGCCCAAAAAGACCAUAAUGAAACCAUUCAGAAAAUGAGGGAGUUUGAACAGAAGAGUUCUCAACUUGCACAAAAUAUGAAAAUUCUUGAAGAAAAGCUAUUGAGUUUGGAGAAUGAAAAUCAAGUGCUUCGUCAGAAAGCCUCAACUGUAUCUCCUAAGAGUAAUCAUCCUAGUUUUACAAAGUCAUCAUCAGAACAGAAAUUCUCGAGGAAAAUAGCCCUCAACACUGAGCAAAACCCAGUAUAUGAAUCACCUACACCCACUAAACUUAUGCCCUCUUUUACACGUGGCUUGUCAGAUUCUCGUCGAUCUAAAUUAACAGCAGAAAGGCACCAGGAUAACUAUGAAUUCCUCACUAGGUGUAUCAAAGAGGAUUUGGGUUUCAAAAUGAGUAAGCCUGUGGCAGCUAGUAUCAUAUACAAAUGUCUUCUUCAUUGGCAUGCAUUUGAGUCUGAGCGCACGGCCAUAUUUGAUUACAUAAUUGAUGGAAUUAAUGAAGUCAUAAAAGUUAGAGAUGAUGACACUGUCUUGCCAUAUUGGCUGUCCAAUACAUCCGCACUUGUGUGCCUUUUACAGAGAAAUGUCCGUUCAAAUGGUUUUUUAACUACCACUGCUCAACGUUAUGCUGGAUCAUCUGGCUUGACCAGCCGGAUGGGGCAUGCAAUGAAGUCUCCAUUGAAGUUAAUUGGAUAUAAUGAUGGUAUAUCACAUGUGGAGGCAAGAUAUCCAGCUAUGCUUUUUAAACAACAACUAACUGCUUGUGUAGAGAAGAUUUUUGGCCUAAUACGUGAUAAUUUGAAAAAGGAACUUUCUCCACUUCUUGCAUUAUGUAUUCAGGCACCCAAAACAGGACGGGCACAAAGUGGAAAAUCAUCUAGGUCUCCUGGGGGGCUUCCUCAACAACCACUUGGCGGCCAAUGGGACAACAUCAUAAAUUUUUUGAAUUCACUCUUGAACCAAUUAUGUGCAAAUAAUAUACCAUCCUUCUUCAUCCGCAAGCUAGUUACACAGGUCUUUUCCUUUAUCAAUAUGACGCUGUUCAACAGUCUUCUUUUGCGGCGUGAAUGUUGUACUUUCUCAAAUGGUGAAUAUGUAAAGUCUGGUCUUGCAGAACUGGAGAAAUGGAUAGUUAAUGCAAAUGAAGAGUAUGCAGGUACAUCCUGGCAUGAGCUGAAUUAUAUAAGACAAGCUGUUGGGUUUCUGGUAAUACAUCAGAAGAGGAAGAAAUCUUUGGAAGAAAUUAGGCAGGAUCUUUGUCCGGCAUUAACUGUGAGGCAAAUCUAUCGAAUUAGUACUAUGUACUGGGAUGACAAGUAUGGAACCCAGAGUGUAUCCAACGAGGUAGUUGGUGAAAUGAGGGAAAUUGUGAGCAAAGACAAUCAGAGUUUGACCUCAAAUUCGUUCCUGAUGGAUGACGACAUGAGUAUUCCUUUUUCUGCUGAAGACAUAGAUAUGGCGAUCCCUGCUGUGAAUACUGAUGAUAUUGAGCUCCCAUCAUUCUUGUGUGAAUAUCCCUGUGCCCAGUUUCUAGUUUUGCAUGAGUAA